Messenger RNA from Rhodofomes roseus, 845 nucleotides. RefSeq names its product Prefoldin subunit 3. The coding region runs from base 69 to 722 and encodes 217 amino acids. Gene Ontology annotation, biological process: microtubule-based process; tubulin complex assembly; protein folding. Gene Ontology annotation, molecular function: tubulin binding. The transcript is spliced from 5 exons. The record is from RefSeq and is a predicted model, not a curated record. Gene Ontology annotation, cellular component: cytoplasm; prefoldin complex. Lineage: Eukaryota; Fungi; Basidiomycota; Agaricomycetes; Polyporales; Fomitopsidaceae.
CCAGGACCUCGGGCUCCAUCUCCUCUUCCAGCUCGAACUCCUGCUUCAUAUCUAGAGAGCUAGAAAACAUGUCCGUUGCGGAGGGAAAGAAGCCACAGACGCAGGAGAAAAAUCCGCGUGGCAUUCCUCAAGCUCCCUUCAUCGCAGACGUGGAGGAGUAUCUAGGGAAUAAUAAGGACGUAGAGACAGCAUUGAAGGAGAUUCAGACCGCCCUUGCGAAAUACCGCUACAUGGACCAUAACCUCGCGCAACGGCGGAAAGGUCUCGAGGACAAGAUCCCGGACAUCAAGAAGACACUGUCCAUGGUCGAAUUCCUGCAGGAGAGGCGAGAAGGCAAGAGCAAGGCUUCGGAGAGCGACGAAGACGAUCUAGACGACGACCUCGACGAUGACGCUGCCAAUGACCAAAAGAAGUCCUUGCGGACGACGUUCGAGCUGAACGAUACCCUCUACGCCGAGGCCGAAAUUGAGGACACCGACACAGUGUACCUCUGGCUUGGGGCGAAUGUCAUGUUGUCGUACAAGCUACCCGCGGCCAUCGCGCUGCUCCGCUCGAAACUCGAGGCCGCAGAAGCAUCGCUACAGACGGUCGUCGAAGAUCUUGAGUUCCUCCGCGAGCAAAUAACGAUCAUGGAGGUAAACACAGCGCGCGUAUACAACUGGGACGUGAAGCGGAGAAGGGAACUGCGAGAGAAGGAGGCGUUGGAAGGAAAGAAAGACUGAGAAGCCAACUGUACGUUAUGUGAUGCUCCUAUUACACGACUCACUCUCGACGCGACAAGUGUCCCCGCGUUCUAUGUACUUCUGUUCGGCUGUGACCGCACUCCGGGACGUCGUUAUUCCGCA